Molecule: messenger RNA, 2154 nt
Organism: Xenopus tropicalis (tropical clawed frog)
Lineage: Eukaryota; Metazoa; Chordata; Amphibia; Anura; Pipidae
Product: vomeronasal type-2 receptor 26
Exons: 5
Coding region: 1-2154 (717 amino acids)
Biological process (GO): G protein-coupled receptor signaling pathway
Cellular component (GO): plasma membrane; membrane
Molecular function (GO): G protein-coupled receptor activity
Source: RefSeq, a predicted model, not a curated record
AUGGAAAAUUGUCUCAAAUGUGAAGACACUGAGUGGCCAAAUCAGGAGAAGACCCUGUGUAUUGAGAAACAAAUUGAAUUUCUUUCCUAUGCUGGUGAUCCCCUAACUCUAAUCUCUAUUAUCUCAUCUAUAAUCCUUUUUAUAAUAGCAGCAGUUAUACUGGGAAUCUUUAUUUCAUUCCGAGACACCCCAGUAGUGAGAGCCAAUAAUCACACUCUGAGCUUUAUUCUCCUUGUCUCCAUCAAGCUGAGCUUCCUCUCUGUGUUUCUGUUCCUCGGUCGCCCUGUGGAUAUAACCUGCAUGCUCCGGCAAACCUCCUUUGGGAUCACCUUCUCCAUAGCUGUGUCUUGUGUCCUGGCCAAGACUCUCAUGGUUUCCAUUGCAUUCAAAGCCACCAAGCCUGGGAGUCCCUGGAGAAAAUGGGUUGGGGUAAAACUGGCAAAUGGGCAUGUUUUUAUUUGCUCAUUAAUUCAGUUUCUGAUUAGUGUUAUCUGGUUGGUCAUUGCACCCCCUUAUGUAGAGAAAAACUUUCGUUCUGAACCUGGAAAAAUCAUCAUUCAGUGCAAUGAGGGCUCAGCCAUUGCCUUCUACAUUGUCCUCUCCUACAUGGGACUGUUGGCAUCUGUGAGCUUCAUUGUAGCUUUCUUGGCUCGGAGCUUACCGGACAGUUUUAAUGAGGCCAAGUACAUCACUUUCAGCAUGCUGCUCUUCUGCAGUGUUUGGAUCACAAUGAUCCCGGCCUAUCUGAGCACCAAAGGCAAAUACAUGGUGGCAGUGGAAAUAUUUGCCAUCAUCUCUUCAUCCUGUGGCCUUCUCUUCUGUAUAUUCCUACCCAAAUGUUACAUUAUUUUAUUCAAACCAGAGAUGAACUCAAAACAAUAUUUGUUGGGAAAAUCUGUAUGGGUAACUCCCUGCAGUACUGAGCUGAGUGGGUCAGACUCACCGUGCCGCGGUCACAUCACCAAGCCUGAGUAUGAAUACAAAUACAUUCAGGAUGGAGAUAUCAUCAUUGGAGGAGUGUUCACUGUGCACAAUAACAUGAAAUAUGUUUAUAAUGGACCUGUUACAUCCUUACCGGUCUGCACAGAGCCUUCUUUAGAUCUGUAUAAGCAAAUCCGCACCUUCCUCUUUGCUAUUGAUGAGAUUAACAGGAACCCGGAUCUGUUACCCAACAUCACCCUGGGAUACCGUGUAUAUGAUUCCUGUGGGGAUCCCCGUCUCGCUAUAGGGAGUGCCCUGCAGAUAUUAUCUGGCCCUGGGAAUGUGGUGCCUAAUUACUCCUGUAGGGGCAAAGGGGAAAUUGCUGGAUUUAUUGGAGAUCAGUCCUCACUCACAUCCCUGCCUAUAGCCCAGCUGCUGGGUGUAUAUGGAUACUCACAGAUCAGCUAUGGCGCCACAGACCCUACACUGAGUGACAGAGAGAUGUUCCCAUACUAUUUUAGUACAGGGCUGAGUGAUGAUAUUCAGCACAUUGCUGUGGCAGAGCUGGUGGAACAGUUGGGUUGGACCUGGGUGAUCAUUGUGGCCCCCGAUAAUGACAGCGGAGAGAAACAGAGUCGGAACCUUCAAAAUGAGAUCAGCAAACAUGGCGCCUGUGUUGACAUCAUUAUCUUUAUUACAGAAGAUGCUGACACAAAUAAGAGAAAUCUUGAAAGAAUCCGAAUAUCAACUGCUGAGGUUAUUGUCCUGUGUGGGACACCGUCUGAUUCAGUACAUCUAUCACUAUGCGCUCAGGAGUCAGGGAUUCAUGAAAAGACUGUGGUGGUUACAUUGUCAUGGGGAGAAACUUACAAUAGUUGUUACUUGUUAUAUAAUGCCAGUUUAAUGUAUAUCUAUCCAAAUUACCCAAUUGAAUUAUUAGAUACCCAGUUCCAUGAUUAUAUCUUAUCAGUUACUGAAGACACCACAUUUCUUAAAGAGCUUCUGUCACAUUAUCCCUCAUGCUGGGAACAAGAGAAUAUUAAUAAAACUUAUUUUAUGAACUGCACUGAGAGUAAAACUUUAAAAGAACUGGAAGUUUAUUUCAGGCACAAUGCGGAAGUGUACAGAUCAGUAUAUACAAUGGUACAUGCCCUGCACACUAAGCUCUCUGUAUCUGUAACACACAGGGAUAAAUACAUCCCAAUAAACACACAUGGGGAGCAGUUUCUGUGA